Molecule: messenger RNA, 1771 nt
Organism: Cherax quadricarinatus
Lineage: Eukaryota; Metazoa; Arthropoda; Malacostraca; Decapoda; Parastacidae
Source: RefSeq, a predicted model, not a curated record
UGGACAGUAAGUCUCACAGCCCCGUGGCUCCUAUCCUGUUCUCACUCUCUCUCUCUCUGUGUCUCUGCUGAACAAUUUCUGUGGAUCGCGAAUUGCAUCUGGAAUGGUUUUGUUCUCCGGUCUUCACGGGACGCAUCUAGCUGCUGCAACUACUCACACAUCUUACGCUCAUCUGGUAAAUUUGAAUUAGGUGAAACAACAGAAGCAUGCAACUAUCACGUGGAAACACCACAGCAACCAGGUGUGAGCGCCACCGGUAGCAGGUGUGAGCACCAUCACGUCCAGGUGUGAGCACCACCACGUGCAGUUGUGAGCACCACCACGACCAGGCAUCAUGUCGCAAAUUGAACUUGCGCCGAAAAGACUUAAUUUUUCAACAAUGCCUCUUACGACAACCUCGUCCACCCCCACCACCAGCACCACGCAGGUAACCACACCACUACCUGUGGUGACGCCGGAGACAUAUAACAAGAAAGCCGUGCAUGCAGGGAUCGGCACUGGCUUUGCUCUGUUGAUUCUGGUGCUCUUGAUGUCACUCGGCUACGCUUUCUACCUCCGUCGUCGACUGAAAUACUCGACGGCUCGACGCGGCGCUGAUACAGGAAACGCUGAAGGUGGUGGUACACGUCAAGAGGAACCCCCUUCGUCAGAGAGGUCUCAUAUUUUACGGAGGAAUCCCUCGAAGCAGGUGGAUACCGCGAAUGGAAAACAUACUUUUGAUCGCGACUCUCCACAGUACAUCGACCCCUUCUCGAUCCCUGGUCAGGACUUCGUAACAGCACAAGCGAGCAGAGAUCAGAAGGAAGAUCAUACUUACCUUAAUCUCAGCAGAUUACCUUCGAAACUCCAUCACGAGGAUCCAGUGUAUGAGAAUCUUCACAGCCAAGUGUACGCCAAUAUCACUCCUUACGACGCCGAGGAGUCGGCAUAUGAGCAGACGCCUGCGGCAACGACGCCAGGGGAUGAGGGGAAGCGGGAUCAGAAUUCAGGAUCCCAACAGCAACACCACUACGAUACUCACAACCAGGAAUACACCUAUGAGGUCGUGGAUGCCUGGGUCACUCCCAGCAAGUAAGCGACGACCCUUACAUAGAGACGACCCAAACACUCAGUGACGAUCCUCACACUCAAUGACGAUCCUCACACUCAGUGACGAUCCUCACACUCAGUGACGAUCCUCACACUCAGUGACGAUCCCCACACUCAGUGACGAUCCUCACACUCAGUGACGAUCCCCACACUCAGUGACGAUCCUCACACUCAGUGACGAUCCCCACACUCAGUGACGAUCCUCACACUCAGUGACGAUCCCCACACUCAGUGACGAUCCUCACACUCAGUGACGAUCCUCACACUCAGUGACGAUCCUCACACUCAGUGACGAUCCUCACACUCAGUGACGAUCCUCACACUCAGUGACGAUCCUCACACUCAGUGACGAUCCCCACACUCAGUGACGAUCCUCACACUCAGUGACGAUCCCCACACUCAGUGACGAUCCUCACACUCAGUGACGAUCCUCACACUCAGUGACGAUCCCCACACUCACUGACGAUCCUCACACUCAGUGACGUAAAGAUAAAAAAAAGUUAAAAAUAAAAUCAGACAUGUAAGGUAAUAUAACACAGUACAACUAAUAUGACAUUUAUGGUGUCAACCUUGACACCAUAAAUGUCACAGUAGUUGUACUGUGUCAGUACCUAAAUAUUGUCGGUAAUUCUGACAAUAUUAAUACAAAAUAGUACAUUUAAAUACAGGUUUAGUUUAUAUA